AUGUUCUACGCCCAAUUUGUGCUCUCGAAAAAGGGGCCGCUGUCGAAGAUCUGGCUCGCGGCCCAUUGGGAGAAAAAGCUUUCUAAAGCCCAGAUCUACGAGACUAAUGUCCAGGAUGCUUGUGAUGAGAUCAUACAACCGAAGGGCAAAAUGGCCUUACGUACCACCGGCCAUCUCCUGCUUGGUAUCGUCCGGAUCUACUCGAGAAAAGCCAAAUAUCUACUAGCGGACUGUAAUGAAGCGUUUUUGAAGAUCAAGAUGGCGUUCCGCCCCGGAAUGGCCGCUGACGCUUUUGAGGAUAAUUCUGACAUCAACACACCGGCUAUCCAACUGCCAGAGGUUUAUACCGAUUUCGACUCUGCCCUACCCGACUUCAACGACAUUGAUCUGCAGCACCAGCUCCACAUUAACCAGAGCCGAAUCGAUGACAUCACGCUAAAGGAGGAUCUGGCAGUCGAUUCCAAUGCUUUUGGCAAUGAUUUUAUGAUGGACGAUUUCGGAGAAUCCAAGCUUGGAGGCGGCGGCUUGAACUUCGAUUUUGACGAUAAUUUCGGACUGCUGGCUCCCGGAGAGGAUAUGGAACAGAUCAGAGAUGCUUCCGGUGUUCAUGUGCCGAAUGUAUCCCGAGGUGACAUUCGAGAACCGACUCCAAGUUUGGAAGGAGCUCGUGCUCCUGGGGCUAACGUCUUCGAGGAUGACGAUAUUGGAGGAGUAGACGAUUUUGAUGAUAUGGAUGAGAGAAUGAGCAUCUUCAACGAGAAUCAAAACCAUAUGGAGAUUGAUGCUCCUGGAGCUGAGAUGCCGGAUGAUAUGGGAGGGAGGCCGAUGGAUAUGACCUCCGAAGCCGGAACCGAAAGCUAUACCAUCGGACAAAUGGACGCCAGCUCAACAAUCACGGAAGUCAGGCGUGUAGGCAGACCCCGAAAGCGUAGACUCAUCAUCGAUGAACCGAAAAAUAUCACUGGCGACGAGAUGAAAUCACAAAUGGCCAACUACACCGACACCCUGCAGCCUCUUGAUUUGGCACCGCCGACGCGGAAAUUGAUGAAACUCAGGGAAUGCGGAAACGUCGAGAAACUCUACCACCAGCCCGGCAGUGAAACGAUCAGGGCAAAGCCGUUGGUCAAGUUCUACCAAUGUUGCCUCGUGCCGCACGUCAGGACUCAAGAAGAGCCAGCAGAUAUCCGUAGAGAGUUAGAGAUGUCGGACACCGUUGACGAUACCGAUGCCAUCAGCCAAUCGGUGACCCAACCCGACUUUGAUGACUUCGACAUGGGCGGCUUCGACGAUCAACCAUUCGACAAUGAUCCGACCCCAAUGGCCAUGGCAGAUCCGGUCCAGGAUGAACCGGCGGAUACGAGCCUCGAAGAGAAAAAGGAGGACCGCGAGGACGGCAAGUCGAAGAAGGAGCGCAGAAGUCGGCAGGUGCAGGAGGAGGAAGACCUUGGCGAAGGGGAUGAGGAGCACCGAUUCACAAAACGUACCCAGAACGUGUUGCACUCGAUUGCGCAAAAGCUGAGGUCGAGCGGCGAGGAUCAGAUCCUCCUCUCCGACAUGCUGACCAAGGCGUCGAACAAGAAGACAGCCGCGCAGAAGUUCUACACGCUGCUGGUGCUCAAGAAGUGGCAGGCGAUCGAGGUGGCCCAGGGCAAACCCUUCGACGACAUCUCCAUCACGUCGGGGCCCAAGUUGGACGAGUCGUUGGCGCAU
Mesorhabditis spiculigera is the source of this 1710-nucleotide messenger RNA. The record is from the annotation of a GenBank genome assembly. Lineage: Eukaryota; Metazoa; Nematoda; Chromadorea; Rhabditida; Rhabditidae.